CCUAUGUAGGUGAGUAAUGCGUUUGUAUAUGGAUGUUAUGGUUUUGGGAAUCCGUACUGAAUUGAACUGCGGUGCUUGUUGUUAUAUUUCUAGCCACCAAAUUAUCUAAAUAUGAUACUUAUACGAGCUCGAGGUGGUGAUACAAAAUGAAUCAUUUCGGUUCAAUGAUGAAAUCCAAGGGGAAGAAAGAUGGAAAAACUGCUGCAGGUGGAUCCGGAGCUCCAAACGGCACUAAGGAUGGUGGUGGUGGUGGAGACGGAAAGGCGGUAUCCCCAUCCCCCUAUCGGCGAAAACCUCGAAAAAAUGGCUGGAGCUGCCCCCUUCAUGUCCUCCAAGUUGUGGCCUGGUUCUUUCUCCUUCUCUUCAAUGUCUUCUACUUUGGUAUGAUGGUUCCAGUUCUUCCCUAUGAGUGGCAACCAGCUGGGUAUAUUAUUGUAGGCAUUUUUGUGCUGUGUCAUGUGAUCAGUCAUGUGACUUGUCUUACAAUCAACCCUGCUGACCCCAACACUUUCAAGAGGAGUACGGAAAGAGAGAUGCCCGUUUUCAACCGUCAGCUGCAUGCACAUGUUAUAGAGAACAACCACUGUUAUCUUUGUGAAGUUAAUGUACAUAAAUCAUCAAAGCAUUGCAGUGCAUGUAAUAAAUGUGUCAUUGGAUUUGACCACCAUUGUAAGUGGCUGAAUAGUUGCAUCGGUUCCAGGAAUUAUAGGUUAUUUAUAGGAUGUUUAGUGACAGCAUUCGUAUGUUGUCUUUUGGUCUGUAUAGUAGCUUUGUAUAUUACAAUUGUGUAUCAAGUCAACCCAUUGCUGCUGCACCCAAAUGAAUUAAAAGCUUACAGGAAUGGGGAACCACUUUCAUGCCAAACCACACCUACAACUCCUGCUGCAACAACUGCAACCAAUGAAUCGGUCACCUCUCAAGCAACUCCUGUGUGCGACUUCCACCAGAAUCUGAAGAUCUUUGGACCAGUGUCUGGACAAGCUUUCUUUGCUGUCAUGAUUGUUCUUGUGGUCCUUCUCCUCAUCAGCCUGCUACUUCUAGGUCAUCUUCUAGGCUUCCAUCUCUAUUUAAUGUCUCAAGGCCUAGGUACUUACGACUAUAUCAUGAAGCAGCGUGCUGAAGAAGAGGAGGAAUCAUCAAGAUCUGAGUCUCUACCAAGGGAGAACAAAGGGUGCUGCUCAAGAAAAAGGAGUGGUAGAGUUGCACCAACUCAAGGAAGCAAUGAAGACAUAGAAAUGAGAAACACAAGAAGACACAAUGCAGAAGAAUCUAGGGAGAAUCAUCAAGGACCACUAAGAAAUCAAAGAAAUGCAAUUGUAGAAAUCUCCAGAGAAACCACUGUCAUGGUUCAUCGGGAGGGCAAAGAACCCAAGAGUGCAAGAUCUACCUCAAGUAAAACCAAGAAAAAGAAGCGGAAGAAGCCGACGCCCAGAGCCCUGCCACCCCCGCCCCCUACCCAGCCCCAGCGCCACCUACCCACUUUCAACCCAUACCAGACCUCAGGGGACCCCGCCCAACCAUCCCCCCUCCCCUCCCCCCUGCCGUACACAGAAGAGACCUGGAUGUACCCCCAUGGGGUGCUUGGGAGCAAGAUGGGGGCAGGGAUGAUUCAGCCAGAGACGUACAUAGAGCAGCACAUCGUGCGGCGGUUCAGUAUACCAAUGGUCCAGGGUGGAGGCGGAGCUACACCUAUGCCCUUUCCACUGCAUACCUCAAACAGUGUGAAUGAACUAAUGCCCAUCAGUGCUAGGAGUGUAGUCCCACCCGUCCCCAUCAGCAGUAGGGCAGUUCUCCCACCUCUCACCAGGCAGAUCAGCUUGGAUCCACCAACUGCUGCCGUAGACUACCACUCCUCAUCUGCUGAAUCCCUCCAUGAACUAGCAACAUCAGAGAAUACAACCUCCCUCAAGAAGCUGCAGGAAGCCAAUGACCUUUCUGCAUCGUUCCCACCCGCCCAACGUAGCCCCUCGAGAAUCCAGAGCGAACCGACGAGCAUCGCUCCUGACCCCUCCUCGCCUGUAGAGAAGAAAAAGAAAUCAAAACUUAAAUUGAAACUGAAGAAGAAGAAAUCUCCAGCAGACUCAAAAAAGGAGGAGAGCAAUAGCAGACGGAAGGCGCAACAGGGUGGGGAUGUCACUGACUCAAAGGCAUCCCGGAGCCCCCAGAGUGAAGGAUAUCAUGAGCUAGCCACAGCCGAUGAAAGACAGCCUGAGUCGUCUGCACCGACUGUUCCCUUACUAGACCUCAGUGGGUUACGGGGGGAAGAUGAGGACGACGACAAUGAGGGGGACAACAGUAAGACGAGUGAAGAGAACAAAGAUUCCCAAGAAGCAAGUAAGACGGUACCCCCUCCUAAUGAUUCUGUCACCAACCUGGAUGAUGAUGACAGCUUAUUAAGGGCAGCAAACAGAAGGAGAUCCCUUAUGCUCAUGAGAUGAGGUCUCAUGAUCAAUGCUAUAUAAACCUGUAGGCUCCUGGAACCAUUAAGAUUAGAGUCUAUCUCUGUUCUGUAAACUUUGGAGAAAUAAUGUAUCAGAAAAGGGGGUUUUGAAUUAUCAUUUCCAGGCUUAUUUGAUGUCUUCUCAAUCAAAUAAUCUCAAUGGAAUUUACAUUGUGCCAUAAAAUCUGUGUCAUAUACAUGCUGCAUGUAAUUAUGAUAUUUGAUAUCAAAUGACAAUCACUGCUCCCCCCCCCCUCUCCCUCUCAAUUUCUUAAGAGACAUUGUAAAACCAUCAGUCCCUCGUUGGCUUACAUGUACUUUUCAGGGGCAUUCAAUUAAAACCAAUCAAACCUCAUAACUGACAGUUAAAUUGUGAAAUACUUUCAAUGCUAGACUUUUGUUUGAAAAACAAAGAGUUGGUAGUUUUAACCCCCAUAGUUUAGUGAUUAAAACCUUAUAUUACAUUAAAAGAUUCAUAAAAUCCUAUUUUUUACAAACUCACUUUUCUGCUUCUUUGAAUUUUCUUUUCCUUCUAACAUAAUCUUCAGGAUUAAUUGCUGAAUAUAAUUAAAGUUGUUUUGUCUUUCAUUGACCUUCGUGCGAAAGAAAAAGAAUAAUAUGUUACUGAAGCGUUGAUGUCACCAAAACCUUUUCUUUUUUGCAUUUCUGUGCUUGUGGUUUUGGCGCAGCAUGAUGAAAAACAUCCACAACCGAAAUAUGAUAGGAAUCGGUCGAUUGGGCCCUAAGAUGUGGUCGUAGAAAUUAGUGUAGAUUUGCCUGGUUUUGAAGCAUUGUGAACUAGGCCAAUUAAUAUUGAUUUUAAUGGGCUUUUUAGGCAUUCAUUCCGCCAUAACUUGGGCCACCAUAAACCACUUCAUGUUUAGUCCCCCAUGGUUUAGUGAUUAAACUUUUUGUGUCAAAUUUGUUGUUUGGAUGUGUUUCAUCAUGUGCUCUUCUGAAAUGUGCUUAUGAAAGUGAUGUCACACCUUAGUAGUUUCAAUACAAGGGCAUUCAAAGCCAGGAAAACUCAAAUCUGUGUGUACAUGUACAUAGUGUAAAUUGAUUCCAUGAUCUCUAUUUAUUAAAUAUGUAUGUACAUGUAUGUUCUCACUUGUGUCAAUGAGCAACCAGUGACACCUUCUGCCAAAGAAUUAUCUGUGCAAUGUUCUUGUAAUUAAGCCUUGAAAGUAUACAUUUUUAUACUGUAAAUUCUCUGUAUUGUAAUUAUAAUUUAAGAAUCAUCUAUGUUUUGUUUUGUUAUAAUUAUUUUACAUAUAUGUGCUGUGAUUUCAUGAUUGCAGUCUGAAGAGGGUAGAAAAAUAGAGAGGAAAAAUUUUUAUUUUUCUUGUUUAUUGACAUA
Lytechinus variegatus (green sea urchin) is the source of this 3800-nucleotide messenger RNA. RefSeq lists its product as uncharacterized. Gene Ontology annotation, molecular function: protein-cysteine S-palmitoyltransferase activity. The record is from RefSeq and is a predicted model, not a curated record. The coding region runs from base 147 to 2438 and encodes 763 amino acids. Lineage: Eukaryota; Metazoa; Echinodermata; Echinoidea; Temnopleuroida; Toxopneustidae. The transcript is spliced from 12 exons. Gene Ontology annotation, biological process: protein targeting to membrane; peptidyl-L-cysteine S-palmitoylation. Gene Ontology annotation, cellular component: Golgi apparatus; endoplasmic reticulum.